AUGAGCGUGAUCCCAUUGAUCACAACUUGCCUCAAAGCAUUCGCUGCUUUUUGGUCGUUGAUCCUAUUUGCAGUAUCAGCUUCUUUCAUUGCUAAAUCAAAUUCCUACUUCGGUUCUGGACCAGUAAAUGAGUCUAAUUUCGCAGCUGGAAAUGCGUUAAUCGCAGGAGGUGUCAUAUUCAUAAUUUACCUUGGUGUAGCACUAUUCUUCAUUUUCCGUUCACCCGACAACAUGUUCAUCUCAGUCAUGAUAGACACCAUCAUGUUAGGCAUAUUCUUCAUCUACUUCCUCGGUGCUACAGCUGCUCUCUCCACCGAAGCCCGCUUCUUCGCCUACUGGGACGAGGUGGAUACUUGGGCUGCUCUCGGCAAUGCAGUACUUGGUCUAGGUUGGGUGAUGACUUUCCUCAUCCUGGCCAUACUCCUUCUCGAGGUGAUCUACACUCUCAAACAUUUCGGAAGAGAUUACCCAACAUGGCGAACACCUUUCAACCAACUUGUCGAAUAUGGUACACCAGGUUCAAGGACUGGAGCAACAACUCAACCUGGAGUAGCGAUGAAUAACGUUACUUCUCCUGCUUCUGCAACUCAGACUACUAAUACCUUUCCCGCUCAAUCCGGCGAUCAAGCUUAUCCAGCUCAAACCCCGCUUCAAGCCACCGGCAACACGCAUCAGACCGGUGAGCAUCAUAUUCUUCCUCAAACUUAUCCAAGUCAUCAACCUCAACAUGAUCAAAUUAACGAAAAAUUAUCUCCUUAUCAAGGUCCGCUCCAUCCUGGAUCAGCUGUUUGA
Molecule: messenger RNA, 792 nt
Organism: Kwoniella shivajii
Lineage: Eukaryota; Fungi; Basidiomycota; Tremellomycetes; Tremellales; Cryptococcaceae
Exons: 6
Coding region: 1-792 (263 amino acids)
Source: RefSeq, a predicted model, not a curated record